UUUUAGGAGUUCAUUUAAGUACUCUCAAAUUGGAUUAGGGAAAAAAAUGACUCUUCCAUUACGUGAAAAGGAGUUUGACUAAAAAUAAAAUAUACUACAAUUCUAAAUUUUUUUUCCGUCUCCAUAGUCUAUAGAUUCUCCUCAGUCCUCUCCUUCAAAUUCAGUCUCAAUCUCUCAGAUAUUCAUCAAGAACUCUUUAUAAUUUAAUUACACAUUACAAAUAGGCAAAAACAUGUUUGCUUCUUCAUCACCAACAAUGGCAUUAUUUCAUGGUCAAAGUUCACCAAUUUGCUUCUCUAAACCAUUUUCAAAUCAAACCCAAUGUAUUUUCCCUACAAUCAAUCAAACAUCCCCAUUUUCUUCCAAACUGUUCUUCAAUCGUCCACUUUUUGCAAGCCAUUCGACUCCUAUAUCUUCAUUUUCAUCUACGUCUUCAUCUUUCAAAGAGGUGAUUGAGAGUUUAAUUGAUAAAAAUGAUUUGUCUGAAUAUGAUGCUGAGAAAUCAUUGAAUUUCUUGCUUGAUGAUCCAAAUGAAGCUCUUAUUAGUGCUUUUCUUGUAUUGCUAAGAGCUAAAGGAGAAACCUUUGAAGAAAUAGUUGGACUGGCAAAAGCAAUGAUGAAACACUGCAAGAGUGUAGAUGGUUUGGAUGACAUGGUUGAUAUUGUCGGUACCGGUGGCGAUGGUGCAAAUACGGUGAACAUAUCUACCGGCGCCUCCAUACUAGCUGCUGCGUGUGGUGCUAAAGUGGCCAAGCAAGGGAACAGAUCAAGCUCUUCAGCUUGUGGAAGUGCAGAUGUUUUAGAGGAAUUAGGUGUUGCCAUUGAGCUGGAACCUGAGGGAAUAAGAAAAUGUUUGGCAGAAGCAGGAAUUGGGUUCAUGAUGUCUCCAACUUACCAUCCUGCCAUGAAGGUUGUUAGACCAAUCAGGAAGCAGCUAAAAAUCAAAACUGUGUUUAACAUAUUAGGUCCGAUGUUAAAUCCAGCUCGAGUUCCUUUUGCAGUUGUUGGAGUUUAUUCCGAAGAUAUGGUUGCUAAAAUGGCCAUGGCCCUUCAAAGAUUUGGCAUGAAGAGGGCAUUGGUAGUGCACUCCGAAGGAUUGGAUGAAAUGAGCCCUAUGGGCCCAGGAAUGAUUCUUGACGUGACUCCGGAGAGAAUAGACAAAUUUUCUUUUGAUCCAUUGGAAUUUGGCAUACCUCGCUGCACGGUGAAGGAUUUGCGAGGAGGUGGACCGGAGUACAACGCAAUGGUUCUGAAAUCUGUACUAGGAGGAGAGACAGGAUCCAUAGCAGAUGCAUUUGUACUAAAUGCCGCUGCUGCGCUCUUGGUUAGUGGAAAAGUCAAGACACUGGGUGAAGGAGUAGCUCUUGCUCGUGAAACACAAAAAUCUGGCAAAGCUUUAAAAACAUUGGAAUCAUGGAUAGAUGUAUCAAAUAAAAUGAAAGAAGCUGCAAUUGUGGCGGCUUAACUCAACUAAACACCCUUUACCAUAUGUCCUGUGACUUUUACCAUAUUUUCUGUAUGAGGAAGCAAUGUUGUAAAUUUCAGAGCUUGAAAUCAUGUAUUGUUUCUUGUGAGCAUCAUUGUAUUACUACAAAGUUUUUAUUGCUUGCAGUUUUUGGUUACUGCUACAUGAAAAUGAAAUCACGAUAAAGAAAUAAACAAUACAAAGCAUAAGAUGUUUCUGAAAUUCAUCCUUUGUAACUAGUUGUUUUUUCUUGUACUAAAUUCAUCUCUAUCUCUAUAUGAAAGAACAUAUUGAUUCUAAUUAA
Molecule: messenger RNA, 1769 nt
Organism: Amaranthus tricolor (Joseph's coat)
Lineage: Eukaryota; Viridiplantae; Streptophyta; Magnoliopsida; Caryophyllales; Amaranthaceae
Product: anthranilate phosphoribosyltransferase, chloroplastic-like
Exons: 10
Coding region: 233-1465 (410 amino acids)
Biological process (GO): L-tryptophan biosynthetic process
Cellular component (GO): cytosol
Molecular function (GO): anthranilate phosphoribosyltransferase activity
Source: RefSeq, a predicted model, not a curated record